Molecule: messenger RNA, 561 nt
Organism: Saccostrea echinata
Lineage: Eukaryota; Metazoa; Mollusca; Bivalvia; Ostreida; Ostreidae
Product: large ribosomal subunit protein uL14m-like
Exons: 3
Coding region: 68-496 (142 amino acids)
Biological process (GO): translation
Cellular component (GO): ribosome; mitochondrion
Molecular function (GO): structural constituent of ribosome
Source: RefSeq, a predicted model, not a curated record
GCCCGAUUUAUUUUCCAUCUGCAAGCAUGAUUUGGGGAGCAGAAUUGUAUUUUUAGCUGGAGUUGACAUGCUUAGCACAAAGAUGUCAUUUAUGCAACAAAUCUUUCGCAGGAAAUUUAGUACCACUACGUUUCUUAAUGAACUUCGGCUCCUAAGCAGAGUUAAAGUGGUGGAUAAUAGCAAAAUUGGAAGAAACGCCAAGCAGUCUGGGAGACCCGUGCGGAUAAUUCACGUGUACAACAAAACGCACGUGGGUCGCCUUGGCGACAGAGUCCUUGUAACCAUAGAACACGAAAAAAAGAAAGGGUACAUCGUGGGAUGUAAACAGAAUCAACAACCGUUAAUUCCCAAGUUUGACAGCAACAAUAUAGUUCUUGUUGACGAUAAUGGACAGCCAUUGGGAACACGUAUUAGGACACCAAUUCCUUCGUGUUUGCGAUCCAACACGGACCCGAACUUUGUUAAACUGUUGUCUCUAGCUACUACAUUUGUAUGAUGUAAUUGUCUAGGUUUGCGUGUUUGAAAGUCUAAUAAAGAAAUAAAUGACAUUUUGAGAAGUAA